AUCUCCAAGCCUCUGAUGGAGAAGAAGCGCCGUGCACGCAUCAACGUGUCACUGGAGCAGCUGAGGUCUCUUCUGGAGAGACACUACUCACAUCAGAUACGGAAACGAAAGCUGGAGAAGGCCGAUAUCCUGGAGCUGAGUGUUAAGUACAUGAGAAGCCUCCAGAACUCACUGCAAGGACACUGGCCAGUACCCAGUGGGGUGGACUACCCGUCCGGCUUCCAAGGCGGCUUGCGUGGCGUGAGCCAGAGGCUUCGGCCCGGAGAGGGCGACAGCGGCCUGAGCUGCCCCUUGCUGCUCCAGCGCAGGGCAGGCAGCACCACGGACAGCGCCAACCCACAGGCGACCUCUGUUCUCAACCCUUGCCUCCCGGCCAUCUGGGCCCCUAGUCGCGCUGCAGGUGGCUCGCAGUCCCCGCUCCCUCUCCCUGGAAGUCUCCUUGAGUCUUCCACCGAUGUUCUGGCACCACAACCUGCAUCAAACUGCCAGGCCGAGAGUCCGAGACCCGGGUUUCGCGUGUGGCGACCGUGGUGAAACCUAGGCAAGGAUUUAGACUCAAGCUCUCUCCCUACGUCCCCAUCACCCCGCCAUCUAGUCUGGGGAAACUAUUUUGGGGGACCCAUGGUGACUGCAGGAACUCUAUCAAUCGGUGGCCUGGGAGGGGGGCUGCAGGAAAUCCACGGAACCAUUGGCAAUUUGGGUCUGCACUGCUAGGUGAACUCAUCCACUCCAGCCCCACCCACUCCAUCCAGACCAGCUCUCCACCUCCCGCUUCUAGAGAAGAUGGGAGGGGACGGGUGAGCUGUACCCCUUUCCCAGGGACCCGGGGCUGGCAA
Molecule: messenger RNA, 836 nt
Organism: Mus caroli (Ryukyu mouse)
Lineage: Eukaryota; Metazoa; Chordata; Mammalia; Rodentia; Muridae
Gene: Hes3
Product: hes family bHLH transcription factor 3
Biological process (GO): regulation of DNA-templated transcription
Molecular function (GO): DNA binding; protein dimerization activity
Source: RefSeq, a predicted model, not a curated record